Molecule: messenger RNA, 2329 nt
Organism: Capsella rubella
Lineage: Eukaryota; Viridiplantae; Streptophyta; Magnoliopsida; Brassicales; Brassicaceae
Product: endoglucanase 25
Exons: 6
Coding region: 138-2003 (621 amino acids)
Biological process (GO): carbohydrate metabolic process
Molecular function (GO): hydrolase activity, hydrolyzing O-glycosyl compounds
Source: RefSeq, a predicted model, not a curated record
UCUUCUUUUGUUCAUUAUUGACUAGAGCGCCCUCUUCUCUCUUAGCUCACAUUUCUUCACUUCCACACACUUGUGCUCUCUCUUUUUUUUUCUCUCAGAUCUGAAUCCUUUACUGUUGCUUCAUCUGAGCGAGCAACAUGUACGGACGAGAUCCAUGGGGAGGUCCAUUGGAGAUCAACACUGCAGAUUCCGCCACCGACGAUGAUCGUAGUCGGAAUUUGAACGAUUUGGAUCGUGCGGCUCUUUCACGGCCACUUGAUGAGACGCAGCAGAGUUGGUUGCUUGGUCCGACGGAGCAGAAGAAGAAGAAGUAUGUUGAUCUUGGUUGUAUUAUCGUUAGUCGCAAGAUCUUUGUAUGGACUGUCGGUACUAUUGUUGCCGCCGCGUUGCUCGCCGGGUUUAUUAUCUUGAUCGUUAAAACUGUGCCGCGACAUCAUAAGAAGGAUCCGCCGCCGGAUAAUUACACGUUAGCUCUACACAAAGCUCUUAAGUUCUUCAAUGCUCAGAAAUCUGGGAGAUUGCCGAAGCAUAAUAACGUGUCAUGGAGGGGUAAUUCUGGGCUUCAAGAUGGGAGAGGUGAGACAGGAAGCUUCUACAAAGAUUUGGUGGGAGGUUAUUAUGAUGCUGGUGAUGCUAUCAAGUUCAACUUUCCCAUGGCUUAUGCUAUCACCAUGUUGAGCUGGAGUGUUAUCGAAUAUAGUGCCAAAUACGAAGCUGCUGGUGAGCUCACCCAUGUUAAGGAACUUAUCAAAUGGGGAACUGAUUACUUCCUCAAGACUUUCAAUAGUACUGCUGAUUCCAUUGAUGAUCUUGUGUCACAGGUCGGAUCAGGGAAUACUGAUGAUGGAAACACAGAUCCUAAUGACCAUUACUGUUGGAUGCGUCCUGAGGACAUGGAUUAUAAAAGGCCUGUGACUACAUGUAAUGGUGGGUGCUCGGAUCUUGCUGCAGAGAUGGCAGCUGCUCUGGCUUCAGCGUCCAUUGUAUUCAAAGACAACAAGGAAUAUUCUAAAAAGCUUGUCCAUGGUGCUAAGACGGUGUAUCAGUUUGGAAGGACUCGGAGAGGCAGAUAUAGUGCAGGCACUGCGGAAUCUAGCAAGUUCUAUAAUUCAAGCAUGUAUUGGGAUGAGUUCAUCUGGGGUGGUGCUUGGCUGUACUAUGCUACAGGAAACGUCACCUAUCUCAAUCUAAUCACCCAACCUACAAUGGCCAAGCAUGCUGGUGCCUUCUGGGGUGGCCCUUACUAUGGUGUAUUUAGCUGGGACAACAAACUUGCUGGUGCUCAGUUACUGCUGAGCCGAUUGAGGUUGUUUCUGAGUCCUGGAUAUCCAUAUGAAGAAAUUCUAAGGACCUUCCACAAUCAGACCAGUAUAGUCAUGUGCUCAUACUUGCCUUAUUUCACCAAAUUUAACAGAACCAAGGGUGGAUUACUAGAGUUGAAUCAUGGCGACCCUCAGCCACUGCAGUAUUCUGCAAACGCAGCAUUCUUAGCGACACUUUACAGUGAUUAUCUUGAUGCUGCUGAUACUCCUGGAUGGUACUGUGGACCUAAUUUCUAUUCGACUAAUGUGCUACGUGACUUUGCGAGAUCCCAGAUUGAUUACAUACUCGGUAAAAACCCUCGGAAAAUGAGUUAUCUUGUUGGUUAUGGGACAAAAUACCCAAAACAUGUGCAUCACAGAGGAGCAUCUAUUCCAAAGAACAAAGUCAAAUAUAACUGCAAAGGAGGAUGGAAAUGGAGAGACAGUAAGAAACCAAAUCCAAACACGAUUGAAGGAGCCAUGGUUGCUGGUCCUGACAAGCACGAUGGGUUCCGCGAUGUUCGUAUGAACUACAACUACACUGAACCGACCCUUGCAGGCAAUGCUGGUCUGGUCGCAGCUCUCAUAGCAUUGUCGGGUGAAGAAGAAGCCACGGGUAAGAUAGACAAAAACACAAUUUUCUCAGCUGUUCCUCCGUUGUUUCCUACUCCACCGCCUCCACCAGCACCAUGGAAACCUUGAUAAAGAUAGACUUGUGUAAUUCUGUCGCUACUGCCAAAAAAACAAAUGAAGGAGGUAAGGAUUUGGGUGUGAGACCAGAAGAUUAGAAGCUAAACACAAGUCAGCCAUAACCAACUACUAAGGAUUUCAUUUGGCUUUACUAGAUACAAACCCUGGGUGGGUCAGCUUACCACGAGCAUUGUCUUUCUUUUCUUUCUCUUUUUGGGUUGCUCUUUUGUUCUUGUGAGAUAUCAUAUAUAUCUAUGCUUUUUACUCUGUAUAUGUUUGAUACCAAACUUGUAUUCUUUGAAAAAACAAUUUAAUGAACUGUCUUAAACUUUUAACUA